This is a messenger RNA of Archocentrus centrarchus (flier cichlid), 2326 nucleotides long. RefSeq names its product nuclear factor 1 B-type. Bases 378 to 2069 code for a protein of 563 amino acids. The transcript is spliced from 12 exons. Gene Ontology annotation, biological process: regulation of transcription by RNA polymerase II. The record is from RefSeq and is a predicted model, not a curated record. NCBI's taxonomy places the organism in Eukaryota, Metazoa, Chordata, Actinopteri, Cichliformes, Cichlidae. Gene Ontology annotation, cellular component: nucleus. Gene Ontology annotation, molecular function: RNA polymerase II cis-regulatory region sequence-specific DNA binding; DNA-binding transcription factor activity, RNA polymerase II-specific.
ACUCGGCGCCCUCUGAAGCUCCCCGUAAUGCUUUCGUGAGAUAACGCCGCACAGAGACGCGCGCAGAGCCACCGUGCAGUGGCAGGAGUACGCGGCAGCCUCGUUCGCACCGGCUCUACGAGUACAGUCUGCAAGUGCUUACCGUGCAUGUCAACUUAAAAAGAAAAAGAAAGAAUCGGCUGCAGAAAUUCUCCCUUUCUCUGCGGUGAAGACAAUCUUUGGAUCGCAAGAAUUCAUGGAUGUUAUUGGAUAAUUACUUUUGGUUUUACGCGGAUCCACAGAGUCUUGCAUAACGCACUUCGGGUCCAGGAAUGGCGCGAUAAAGUGAUCAGAGGAAUCGGUCCAAGUGCAGUCACUCUCUGUGUAUCCGUAUCGUCAUGUAUUCCCCGAUUUGUCUAACUCAGGAUGAAUUUCAUCCCUUCAUCGAGGCACUUCUUCCUCACGUCCGUGCCAUUGCCUACACGUGGUUCAACCUCCAGGCCAGAAAACGCAAGUACUUCAAGAAGCACGAGAAGCGGAUGUCCAAGGAUGAGGAGCGCGCAGUGAAGGAUGAGCUCCUGAGUGAGAAGCCAGAGAUUAAGCAGAAAUGGGCAUCCAGGCUGCUAGCCAAGCUGCGUAAGGACAUUCGGCAGGAGUACCGGGAGGACUUUGUCCUCAGCGUGACGGGCAAGAAGCCCCCGUGCUGUGUGCUAUCCAACCCGGACCAAAAGGGCAAGAUACGCCGAAUCGACUGUUUGCGGCAGGCCGACAAAGUUUGGCGUCUGGACCUGGUGAUGGUCAUCCUCUUCAAAGGCAUCCCUCUGGAAAGUACAGAUGGCGAGCGCCUCGUCAAGUCUCCACAUUGCACCAACCCAGCACUUUGUGUCCAGCCACACCACAUAACAGUAUCAGUCAAGGAGCUGGACUUGUUUCUAGCAUACUAUGUCCAGGACCAAGACUCUCAGCAGUCAGGAAGUCCAAGUAACAAUGAGCCAGGCAAGAACCCUCUUCCAGUGUAUUUGGAAGACAGUUUCAUCAAAUCAGGAGUCUUCAGCGUUGCAGAACUGGUGCGAGUGUCCAGGAUGCCCAUUACCCACGGUGCAACAGUAAACUUCUCCAUGGCGGACAUGCCCAGCCAACCUUACUAUCAUGACCUGAACUCCAGCGUGGGGCUGCAUCGCUCCCUGUCCUCCCCUCCUGGCAGCAAAAGGCCCAAAACCGUUAACAUGGAGGAGAACAUGGACACCAGCCCGACAGGACCCGACUUCUACUCGUCGCCCAGCUCGCCAGCAAGCAGUCGGGCAAACUGGCACGACAGAGACGGAGCAGACAUGUCCUCUCCCUCUAUGAAGAAGCCAGAGAAGCCGCUGUUCAGCCCGACUUCCCCGCAGGACUCCUCACCACGACUCAGCACUUUCCCGCAGCCUCAUCACCCAGGCCUAACAAGUGUAGGACACAGUGUUAUAUCGACAAGGAGCCCCCCUCCACACUCACCGCUGCAGUUCUCGGCCUCAGCCAUCUUGCCCCCGGCGCCGUCGCCCUACUUUUCGCACCCCACCAUACGCUACCCGCCUCACCUCAACCCUGCUGAUUCCCUCAAGAGCUACGUGCCGUCAUAUGACCCGUCCAGCCCACAGAGCAGCCAGCCUAACAGCAGUGGUCAGGUAGUUGGAAAGGUCCCAGGCCACUUCACCCCAGUCUUGGCUCCCUCCCCACACCACGGCGCUGUGCGACCUGUCUCCCUUUCCAUGCCAGACACUAAGCCCAUCACCACAUCAACAGAAGGCUACUCAGCGCCUGGCACCCCAACGGCUAAUCGUUUUGUAGGCCUGAGCCCUAGAGAUCCUACCUUCCUCCACCAGCAACAGCUGAGGAAGUGUGACUGGAGCGUGACUCAAAACGGCAGGCAUUAUGGCCCCAGUGCCACUGACGACACUUUGGGGAUUACUUGGCAAAGUCCUGGUACCUGGGCGAGCUUAGUUCCAUUCCAAAUGUCGAACGGGACUCAGAUUCUGCCAACAAAUGUCCACCAGAACUACAGCAUAAGCAUCAUUGGUGAGCCCCUGGUCCCCGCCGAGACAGGGAACUGAUCACACAGAGGCCGGAUGACCCCCAGGGUGGAUGGAUGGGUGGGGGGUGUCGGUAGUGCAGAGCUAGCACUACAGGUGUCCACAGCCAUGGAUGAAACCAGCAAAGCAGCAAGCGCUGCAUAACCCUCUCUACCCCCGAAAGCCCCCAUCCCAGCCCUUCCUUGUUCCUCCCCACUCCCGUCCCUCCCGAUGAUGGACACUGGCCCUGAAGUGAAGAUGAGGGUUCGUUCAGAGGAAAGGAAAAAAAAAAAAAAGAA